Messenger RNA from Vigna radiata var. radiata (mung bean), 1294 nucleotides. RefSeq names its product glucose-1-phosphate adenylyltransferase large subunit 2, chloroplastic-like. The transcript has 11 exons. NCBI's taxonomy places the organism in Eukaryota, Viridiplantae, Streptophyta, Magnoliopsida, Fabales, Fabaceae. The record is from RefSeq and is a predicted model, not a curated record. Gene Ontology annotation, biological process: glycogen biosynthetic process. Gene Ontology annotation, molecular function: glucose-1-phosphate adenylyltransferase activity. The annotation marks the transcript as partial.
GAUGCAAGUCGUAAUAUCAUAGCUAACAAGGGGUUUGGGAUAAAAAGAACAACUUCAGGCUUCUGGGGUGAAAGCACCAAGGGAAGUCUUAACGUAAGAUUUCCGAAUACUCAACCAUGCAAGAGUUUUAAGGCUGCAAGUUCUAAGUCUGGCAUUGCACGCGCUGUUUACUCUCCCGACCUCGACCAUGAGUCUCCGGCAUUGGAGCGAUCAGCUUUUCAGAGUUCAAAGGCAAACCCUGAAAAUGUAGCUGCCAUCAUAUUGGGUGGAGGUGCUGGAACUCGUCUCUUUCCUCUUACCCGCACAAGAGCCAAGCCCGCUGUUCCCAUUGGAGGGUGUUACAGACUGAUAGAUAUUCCUAUGAGCAAUUGCAUCAACAGUGGCAUCAGGAAAGUGUACGUUUUAACUCAGUUCAAUUCUUGCUCCCUCAAUGCCCACCUGUCUCGCACCUAUAAUAUUGGAAAUGGAGUGAACUUUGGANGUGGUUUUGUGGAGGUCUUGGCUGCUACUCAAACUCCUGGAGAAUCUGGGAGCAAAUGGUUCCAAGGAACAGCUGAUGCAGUGAGACGAUUUACCUGGGUUUUUGAGGAUGCCAAGAACAAGAAUAUUGAAAACAUAAUGAUAAUUUCUGGUGACCAUCUUUGCCNGAUGGACUAUAUGCAGCUUGUGGAGAAACACAGUGAGAACAAUGCUGAUAUCACAGUUUCAUGUGUACCUAUGGAUGAAAGCGGUGCAUCUGAUCAUGGGCUGAUGAAAGUUGAUAGAAGGGGAAUGAUUACAGAGUUUGUAGGUAAUCCAAAUGAAGUAGAUGUNAACACAAUGCGUGUUGAUACCAGUCUCCUAGGCUUAAGUGAAGAAGAAGCAGAGAAAUAUCCUUUCCUUUCUCCAAUGGGUGUUUUUGUAUUCAGAACUGANGUCCUGCUGAAANUGCUAAGGUGGAGCUGUCCUUCCUGCAAUGACUUAGAAUCUGAAAUCAUCCCAUCUUCUUUGANGNACCANAAAGUCCAAGCAUAUAUGUUCAAGAAUUACUGGAAAGAUAUUGGAACUAUCAAAUCCUUCUUUGAAGCCAAUCUGGCCCUAACAGAACAGUCUCCAAAAUUUGAAUUCUAUGAUCAGAAGAGGCCAUUCUUCACUUCCCCGAGAAACCUCCCACCCACUAGAGCAAUAAAAUGCAGGAUUGUGGAUGCAAUUAUUUCUCAUGGCUGUUACUUGGAUCAGUGUAAAGUUCAACAUUCUAUUGUUGGUUUGCGCUCACGUUUAGAGGCUGGUUCAGAGCUUCAGGUAAGCUUAUUCU